CAACAGAAAUCAAAAAUCUGUGACCAUGAACGGGAAGAUCAUCUUUUACGAGGACAGGAACUUCCAGGGUCGCUCCUAUGAGAGCAGCAGCGACUGCUCCGACAUGUCCUCCCACUUGAGCCGCUGCAACUCCUGCAAGGUGGAGAGUGGCUGCUUCAUGGUCUACGAUCGUCCCAACUACAUGGGUCAGCAGUACCUGCUGCGGAGAGGGGAGUACCCUGAGCACCAGCGCAUUAUGGGCUUCAGCGACUGCAUCAGGUCCUGCCGCAUGAUCCCCACACCCAGAGGCCCCUUCAUGAUGAGGAUCUAUGAGAGGGAGAACUUCGGAGGUCAGAUGCACGAGCUGAUGGAUGAUUGUGAUUCCAUCCAGGAUCGUUACCGCAUGUCCGACAUGCAGUCGUGCAACGUGAUGGAGGGUCACUGGGUCAUGUACGAGCAGCCCCACUACAAGGGCAGGAUGACGUACCUGAGGCCUGGAGAGUACAGGAACCUCAGGGAGAUGGGAAAUGAUGACAUGGGAUUCAGUUCCAUUAGACGCAUCACAGAUUCAUAUUAAACGUAUUGCCUCUAAGUGCAGGCGUUUUUAAUAAACCCUUUAAACACUUCCUUUUUUUCUUUCUUAUUCUUCCUUAACAAAGCAUUAUAAAAUGAAUUGCAACUGCAUUAAACUGUUACAAAAUCAGA
Molecule: messenger RNA, 684 nt
Organism: Hypomesus transpacificus
Lineage: Eukaryota; Metazoa; Chordata; Actinopteri; Osmeriformes; Osmeridae
Product: gamma-crystallin M3-like
Exons: 3
Coding region: 26-556 (176 amino acids)
Biological process (GO): visual perception; lens development in camera-type eye
Molecular function (GO): structural constituent of eye lens
Source: RefSeq, a predicted model, not a curated record